AUGAACACGCUCCUCCAUCGAGCUAUCAGCACGGCCCCCGAGAUCGAUAGGAUCGUCGAAGUAACUCGGCAGUCACCAUUCACUCAACGGGUAGCACGGGCUGCCAUACCAAACGUCAAGCUGAAGCUUCCGAUCUACCAAGGAGACAAAGAUCCGGUCCAGUUCAUGACAUCCUUCAUGGCAACCAUGUCAAAGGCACGAUUCACCGACGAACAGAGAGAUGCCGGUUGCUGUCAGCUAUUCGUAGAUAGCCUUUCCGGCCCUGCCUUGGUAUGGUUCACAAGGCUCGAGCCGAACUCGAUUGACAACUUCGAUGACUUAUCUAAGGCCUUCCUCAAGAACUACCGAAUCCUCAUCGAACGAGGCGUGACGAGUUCAGAUCUAUGGGAGAUGGCCCAGGAACGGGGAGAACCCAUCGCCAACUACUUGAACAGGUUCAAGGAAAAGCUGACAAAGGUCAACGUCCCGGAGGAUGCGGCAAUGGCAGCCUUCAGAAAGGGCCUGAUCCCUGGAUCACCAUUACGAAAGGACCUCAACAUCCGGGAACCCAAGGACCUCGAUGACGCGCUGCAUCGAGCCUCCAGAUUCGCACUGGACGAGGAGGAGGAAGCCCGAAUAGCCGCAAAAACCCAGGACGAACAACCAUCGCAUCCCCCUAAGGUUAAAAACCGGGUCGAACACCACGAGCCCCGCAAGCACCAUGAACCUCAAGAUCGCAAAAAGGGGGUCAUCCACGCAGUCUCCGAGGUGGACGAUCAAGAGAAGCAGCCAUCCGAUCCGAAGGAACUCUACUGUGAUUUUCACACAUACCCCGGUCACUCCACACAAGAGUGCGUCCACCUGAAAAACUACCUGUACGUGAAGUAUCUCUCCGGAGAAGUUGAAGCUACUUAUCAGCCAAAAAGCGCUCGUGGAGGCAGAGGUCGCCGAGGGGGAUGGCGCGGAGGACGAUCUAACCGAGGCCAUGGUGCAGGCGGCGGACGGGGUUAUGAUGGACCACCCAACGCAGCCCAACAGCUGGUCAACCAAGCACCCGCCAAUCAUCAGGAGGAGGCGCCCCAAGCAGACGAACUGCCUGGCCCUCCCAAACGACAGAGGGGACAAAACCCGGAGCGGGUCAAUUCUCCUCCCCGUGGACGAAUAACCACGAUACUUGGUCCACCAGAGGACUGCGCAGACUCCGUUCGCGCACUAAAAAAGAGGCACGACAAGUUUGCGUCCUUCAAACUGCUCCGAGCGAGCCUUCACUCUGUUCGGACCCGAUAUCAUUCACUUUGGAGGAUGCCAAAGGGAUCCAACACCCCCAUUCAGACCCUUUGGUUAUCGAAGUCUCGAUGGGCGACUUCGACGUCGAGCGAGUCCUGA
Camelina sativa (false flax) is the source of this 1365-nucleotide messenger RNA. RefSeq lists its product as uncharacterized. The record is from RefSeq and is a predicted model, not a curated record. NCBI's taxonomy places the organism in Eukaryota, Viridiplantae, Streptophyta, Magnoliopsida, Brassicales, Brassicaceae.